CAGCGAACGCGCGAGAGCAACAGGAGUAAAAUUCGCAACAACAACAACAGUAACAACACAAUAAUCGUGGAGGCAAGCAAAAACAUGCGAACAAAACAGCAGCCACUUCAGCAACAAAUCAGUAUGAAACUGAUAACCGAAUGGUUAUGGUUAAAAAAGUGAAGCGCGCACUGUACGAUCUGCAAUAAUCUCGUAUAUCGAACACACUUUUUCUUUCGAUCGUCAAAUUUUGUCAAUGACAUCACACGUAGGCAACGAUUUUUUUUAAAAGCAAAAGUGCUGCAUUUGCUACGACCGCGAAAUUAAUUUUCUCUUUUAAUUCGUUGAACAUUCGUAUAAAAUUUACAAAAAAAAAAAAACAAGAGUGCAUAAACAAUAUCAUUUUUCGUACUCACAAAAUCGCCAAUUUAUGUUUAGUGGUGAAUCUCUGAAGUAGUCGAUGCAUAAAAAGAAUUGAUCGAUUUAAAGUUAAUGUGUAAUUUAGUGUUUUAUUUAUUUAUAUCGAUAGUGGGUGACAUGAUCGAAAAACGAUCGAUUUGAUUCCAGACCAUUUUUUUUUUCAUUUCAAACGCGGUUUGGUUCAAUUACCGAACUUAUUUUUCCGUACAAUUGAUCAAAUACGAACAUAAACACAACCAAAUAACGUUCACUAACUGGAUCCGGAGACAUAGCGCAUAACCAAGCCGUUUUCUUAACGUGAUUCAUACGUUGAAAUAAUUGAGAAAAAACCCUGAAAUUGAGUCAUAUUACACACUGAAUGAUGAUGUUUUUGACAUUUUAUUAACUGAAUGCGUUGCAUGCUGUUGAACUCUCAUAUGGCAAUCAUCGAUUAACUACGGUAUCGAUCACAAACGAAUAGUCAACUAUACUACUAUAGAGAGAGGGUUGGAGAACGAAACAACAACUGACGCUCCUACUUUUUUUUAUCCAUUUCUGCAUUUUUCUUCUUCAACUUAUACUUUCCCGUCAACUGAACUUCUUGCUUUGGCUUUUCUUUCCUUUUUCUCUCGAAUUACGAAAACGUUGUUGCAAAAGCUCAUCAAAAUGUCGUUAAAAAACUACAUAUUCUCUAGUAUUAACACUAAGGGUGGACAAGAUAGUGAUAAAUUUGCAACGAUCCGAAUAAAAUCGCUACAACGCAAAAAUAUGGCAAUUAAAGAGAGUGAAAAUGGGGGUGCCACACAAAGUCGAACCGAACCAAAUACAACUGCACAGCCAACAUCCACUAAAACAGCCACCACCAACGAAACCACUGAAACACCUCCAACCAAUCAAGAGGAGAAAUUCCAAUGUUCUUGGUUCUUUUCCGGAAAGGGUCUACUAAAGAUUUGUUCAUUAAUAACAGUUGAACCAAUAAUGGUGUUCUGGUUGCUGCCGUCAUGUUUCCUCUACAUAGCUACUGAAAAUUUAGCUUUAGAAAAGUCGUGCCGUGUUAAUUUCAACUAUAGUGAUGUUGUCUGCGAUAAUAUGAUCGAUAAAUCAAUCAAUAAUAUCAACUGUGUUAGUUUUCGUGAAAAGCAAAAAGAAUCUGAAUCAAUUCAUUUAUACAGUGAUUAUUCUCAAGUGUUGAACGCUACAACAUAUAAAAAUGGAACGUCGAUUUUACCACCAGGCUCAAAUGCAACCAUUUAUUUUGACAUUACGGAGCUGGAGGAGCUGGUGUGUCAAGCCGAAAUUGACAGUCAAAGAUUGGACACGCAAUUAAAUUUAUACACAGCACCGUUUGAUUGGGUAUUUGGUAUAAUAAUGAUUUUAUUUGCCGGAGGAUGGUCGGAUAAACGGGGAAAACGUAAACCAUGCAUGUUGAUUCCAUUACUGGGUGAAUUGGCUGCAUUGAUCGUAUACUUGAUUGCUGCUGUGUUCUUCAAGCAAUUGCCAUUAGAAUUCAGUGCAAUUCUGGGCAAGCUAUUGCCGGCUAUAACUGGUGGAGCGAAUCUAAUGCUGAUGGGUGUAUAUAGUUACCUUAGUGAAACAACCACCGAAGAAGAUCGAACAAUGCGAUUUGGUAUUUUUGCUCAAAUCGUUCCAUUGAUUCCGAUCGCAUCGCUUCCAUGGUCUGGAAUUCUUUUCCAAAAACUUGGAUAUGUUCCGUUGCUGUUAAUUUGCAUUCCAAUCAAUUUGAUUGGCGUAUUUUACAUUUUGUUCGUGUUAAAAGAGGUGAAACGCGUGAAAAAAGAUGAAAUCGAAAUGACAUCAAAUGGUGUUGAAAAUCCAGCAUUUGAUAAUAAUGCUGAACAUAAUAUGCAUACACGUGACACACAAAAUGGACAUCGUGAAGUAUUGGCCGUUACCGAACCGGAAGUGGAUACACCAAAGCCAAAUUGUUUGCUUGAUUUCUUCAAUCCAGUUGUGGCUGUUGAAUGUGUAAAAGUUCUAAUGCGACAACGUAAAAAUCAAGGUCGAGCCAUUUUGAUUUUUAUGUUUGUUAUGUAUUUUGUUGCAAUCGGACCUGCAUUUGGUGAAGAGCCAAAUGAAUAUAAUUUCACUCGUAUUGCAUUAAAUUGGGAUGGAAUUAUUUAUAGUGCAUACGCAACGUAUGGAAAUGCUACAUCGUUAAUUGGAACAAUCGUAAUGGUUGUUAUUUUAAGUAAAUUGUGUAAAUUUUCGGAUCCAAUAUUGGGUGUCGUCGGCACAUCAUUUUCUUGUAUCUCACGAAUUUGCUAUACACUUGCCCGUGAUACAACCAUGUUGUAUAUUGCUCGUACGGCUGAUGCAUUCAUUAGUAUUCGGGCCUUAGUACUCAAAAGUAUCUUGUCAAAACUUGUGGACACCGACGAAUUGGGACGCUCAUUUUCAAUUAUUGCCAUUAUCGAAGUCUGUGGCAAAUUUGUCUUCGUGUCAUUAUACAGUAUUGUUUAUGAAAACACAUUGGACUCAUGGCCAGCCGCAUUUUAUUUCUUCAGUUUCAUUUUCCUCGUAGUGACUGCUUUAUUUUUUGUUUUAUUGUACAUCAUAAUGAAACGCCGAAAAUGUCAAGAUGAAACAGAAAAAGCAGAAGUAGUAGCAUCGAAACAAUCAGAUCUCGGCGAAACAACACAUAUGUAAAACAAUCGAUUGAUGAGUGUUUGUUUGUUUGUUUUUUUUUUUAAAUGCCAGUUUCAUUUUAUUGCUAUAUAUACCGCUCUAUACUUUCUUCAUUUGAAUGAAGAAAUAUUUGGCAUUAUCCACAUAUUCUUCGUGUUUAUUUGUAAAUGUUAAUAUAAAUUAAUUAAUUAAUUAG
Messenger RNA from Contarinia nasturtii (swede midge), 3220 nucleotides. RefSeq lists its product as uncharacterized. Gene Ontology annotation, cellular component: membrane. The transcript is spliced from 8 exons. Bases 1045 to 3045 code for a protein of 666 amino acids. The record is from RefSeq and is a predicted model, not a curated record. Lineage: Eukaryota; Metazoa; Arthropoda; Insecta; Diptera; Cecidomyiidae. Gene Ontology annotation, molecular function: transmembrane transporter activity. Gene Ontology annotation, biological process: transmembrane transport.